UUGCACAAAGGGUGGCAACUCUAGGCUUGCUGAUAAACGCUUGCAUUAGUGCUGUCUCUUUUUAACGCACACAAGAACGCGUGACAAAGCAAAAUAGCAAAGAGAAGCACAAAAAAACAGAAGUAAAAGGAAAAUCUGAGAAAUGGUGAUUAAUAUUUUCAUAAACAAUAAACAGUUAAUUACUGUCAAUGAAAAUGGCAUUAAAUAUGACGAACUCUGCACGCGUAUCACGGAGGCAACACAAUUACAAACAGAGGAGUUUUACUUGACAAGUAAUGGCAAACGUUUAACUGAUGAUCAUAAUGAGAUUAGUAGCAGCGUUAUUCAAUGCCAGCUGCGGCAACUGGGCGGCAAAGGGGGUUUUGGCUCCAUGCUGCGUGCGAUUGGCGCCCAAAUCGAAAAGACCACAAAUCGCGAGGCUUGCCGAGAUUUGAGCGGGCGUCGACUGCGCGACAUCAAUGAAGAGAAACGAGUGCGUGCUUGGCUGGAGAAGAGUGGCGAGCGGGAGCGGGAGGCUGAGGAACGCAAGAAGCGCAAGAUCGAGAAACUUCUGGCAGUACCGAAACAUGAGUUCAAGGACGACGAGUAUGAGGAGGCGCGUGCCAAGCUGACAGAGAAGGUGAACGAUGCGUUCGAGGAGGGUAUGAAGCAGGCUGAGGAAGCUAAACUUUCGGCACCAGCAACAGAGGAUUCUAAUAGUGCAGCCAGCAGCAGCAGCAGUUCUGCAACUGCUCUAAAAUCUGGCGUCAAGCGCAAAGUUGUCGACAAGCCCAAAAACAACAAAAAGAAAAAGGGUGCUCUAUGGAUUGAUGAUGACCUCUCCGGCAGCGACUUGGACAGCGAUGAUAGCGAGGAGGAAUCUGAACAGAAGCGCGCAAUUAAGUGUUAAGCAACAAAACAACAAUUAAAUGUUUAAAGCCAUCGAAUUAAUUUUAAAAGAUUACGUUUUAUUGUAGUAAUUAAGCACUAAUCAAAAUGUACAUAAAUAUAAUGAUGACAAUGAAGCGUCGUCGACUUUAUUGCGUCACAAACUGGGAUGAAACCCACGCCAAACCCCACUUCAGAUUCGUAAGCAUGAACUUUAAAGCCUUCGUCCACUGUUCCUCGGAAUUGAACUGGAUUCUAGAAAAGGGAGGAAAGUAAUUUAGAAAAUGUCAAAUUUAAUAUUUAGAAGUAUUUACUUGAUGGAGUAGGAAUUGCCAGUGGAGGGAUCAAUAAUUUUGCCCUUCUCCAUUUUGUAGGGCAGUAGAAAUUCAGUAUCACGCUUCUCCACCUCCUGCUGGAACUGCGUCAAGCAGUCAAGAAACGCCACCAUGGCUGCAUCGAAUUUGGUG
Molecule: messenger RNA, 1334 nt
Organism: Drosophila sulfurigaster albostrigata
Lineage: Eukaryota; Metazoa; Arthropoda; Insecta; Diptera; Drosophilidae
Product: splicing regulator SDE2
Exons: 2
Coding region: 143-889 (248 amino acids)
Cellular component (GO): nucleus
Source: RefSeq, a predicted model, not a curated record